Molecule: messenger RNA, 1332 nt
Organism: Benincasa hispida (wax gourd)
Lineage: Eukaryota; Viridiplantae; Streptophyta; Magnoliopsida; Cucurbitales; Cucurbitaceae
Source: RefSeq, a predicted model, not a curated record
AUGGAGAUUAUUGCCUUGAUUAUGUUAAUGAUGCAAAAUUUGUUUAGAUUUGGAGAGUGUUUUGAUGAUGGUGAUUUGAUCAAGAGCUUACCAGGACAACCAAUUGUUAGGUUUCAACAAUUUGGAGGUUAUAUUACCAUUGAUGAAAUCCAACAUAGGUCUCUUUUCUACUACUUUGUUGAGGCCCAAAGUGAUCCCAAUUCAAAGCCUCUUGUUCUUUGGUUAAAUGGAGGUCCUGGUUGUUCAUCACUUGGUGCAGGAGCUUUUGUUGAAAAUGGUCCUUUUCGACCAAAAGGAGAUGUUUUGAUUCUCAAUGAAUUUAGUUGGAACAAUGUGGCAAAUGUAUUGUAUCUCGAAUCUCCAGCUGGGGUUGGAUUCUCGUUUUCUAAGAAUACCACGUUCUAUGACACAGUUAAUGACAAAAUCACUGCACAAGACAACAUUGUUUUCCUCGAACGAUGGUUGGAGAAAUUUCCAGAAUAUAAAAACAGAGAAUUUUACAUCACUGGUGAAAGCUAUGCAGGCCAUUAUAUCCCACAACUUGCAAGACUUGUUCUUCAAUCUAACCUUAACAUUAAGCUCAACGCAAUAGCUAUUGGGAAUCCCUUAUUGGAAUUUAACACGGAUUUCAAUUCAAGAGGCAAAUAUUUAUGGUCUCAUGGAGUGCUAUCAGAGUCAACAUUUGAGCUUCUGAAUUCAGUAUGUAGCAUUUCCCAAAUCACAAGAGAAGCUAUCAAUGGGGAAAUUUCAGAUGCAUGUUUAAGUAUUAAUGAUUUGGUUGGUCGAGAGAUGUCUAAGUUUAUAAAUGCUUAUUCCAUUAAUCUUGAUGUUUGUUUGAGUGAUCAAUCACAAGAAGAUGGAGGAAAGGUAGAUGUUUGUAUAUUGAAUGAAGUGAAUGCAUAUCUAAAUAGAGUUGAUGUUCAAGAAGCUCUUCAUGCUCGCUUGGUUGGAGUUUCUACUUGGACCCUCUGCAGCAGUAUUUUGGACUAUGAUUUGAGUAACUUAUUGACACCAACCAUUAAUAUUGUGGGUUCACUCGUGCAUUCUGGAAUAAGAGUUUUGAUUUAUAGUGGAGAUCAAGAUUCAGUAAUUCCAUUACUUGGAAGUCGAACUUUGGUGAAUAAGUUGGCAAAGGCUUUGAGGUUAAACACCACUCUCCCUUACUCACCUUGGUUUCACAACCAACAGGUUGGAGGAUGGGUAGAAGCAUUUGGGGAUAAGAAUGACCUAUCAUUUGCCACCAUUAGAGGAGCUGCUCAUCAAGCUCCUUACACUUCACCAGCAACAUCAUUGGCACUUUUCACUGCUUUCCUACAAGCAAAAAACCCAUGA